CGCGAUGUGAGCCCGGGCUCGGCAGCGCCCGCCGCCCCGCGCCCAGGGAAGAUGCUGAGCAGGUGGAUGAGUGGCAGCAGCAGGAACCUGGACCGCGAGUACAACUGCACCGUGCGGCUGCUGGACGACAGCGAGUACACCUGCACCAUCCAGAGAGAUGCCAAGGGCCAGUACCUGUUCGACCUGCUGUGCCACCACCUGAACCUGCUGGAGAAGGAUUACUUCGGCAUCCGCUUUGUGGACCCCGACAAGCAAAGGCACUGGCUGGAGUUCACCAAGUCGGUUGUGAAGCAGAUGCGGGCCCAGCCCCCCUUCACCAUGUGCUUCCGAGUCAAGUUCUACCCCACGGACCCCGCGGCGCUGAAGGAGGAGAUCACCAGGUACCUGGUGUUCCUGCAGAUCAAGAGGGAUCUGUACCACGGCCGGCUGCUGUGCAAGACGUCGGACGCGGCGCUGCUGGCUGCCUACAUCCUGCAGGCUGAGAUCGGGGACUACGACCCGGGGAAGCACCCAGAGGGCUACAGCUCCAAGUUCCAGUUCUUCCCCAAGCACUCGGAGAAGCUGGAGAGGAAAAUCGCAGAGAUCCACAAGUCAGAGCUGAGUGGGCAGACACCGGCCACUUCGGAGCUGAACUUCCUCAGGAAAGCCCAGACUCUGGAGACCUACGGGGUUGACCCACACCCGUGCAAGGACGUGUCCGGCAACGCCGCCUUCCUGGCCUUCACCCCCUUCGGCUUCGUCGUGCUGCAGGGCAACAAGAGGGUGCACUUCAUCAAGUGGAACGAGGUGACCAAGAUGAAAUUCGAGGGGAAGACUUUCUAUCUGUACGUAAGCCAGAAGGAGGAGAAGAAAAUUGUUCUCACCUAUUUUGCCCCGACACCAGAAGCCUGCAAACACCUCUGGAAGUGUGGGAUCGAGAACCAGGCUUUCUACAAGUUGGAGAAGUCGAGCCAGGUGAGGACGGUGUCCAGCAGCAACCUGUUCUUCAAGGGGAGCCGCUUCCGCUACAGCGGCCGCGUCGCCAAGGAGGUGAUGGAGUCCAGCGCCAAGAUCAAGAGGGAGCCCCCCGAGAUCCACCGGGCCGGGCUGGUGCCCAGCAGGAGCUGCCCCUCCAUCACGCACGGCCCCAGGCUGAGCAGCGUGCCCCGCACCCGGCGGAGAGCCGUCCACAUCUCCAUCAUGGAAGGCCUGGAGUCCCUCCGUGACAGCGCCCACUCGACCCCGGUGCGCUCGGCUUCCCACGGCGACGCCUUCGCGGGCCCGGGGCGCAGCGGCCGCGCCGAGAGCAGCGAGCGGGUGGCCGUGAUCGCGGACGAGAGCUACAGCCCCGCCGACAGCGUGCUGCCCACGCCCGUGGCCGAGCACAGCCUGGAGCUGAUGCUGCUGUCGCGCCAGGCCAACGGCGCCCCGUGCAGCAUCGAGGAGGAGAAGGAGUCGGAGGCGGGCACGCCGGCGGCAGAGGCGGAGGGCGAGCUGCGGGCGCUGUGCCCGGGCGCCGCCGGCCUGGGGCCCGCACAGGCCCAACAGGUGAAUAAGUUUCUUUUAAGUGUCCUCCGUUUGCUCCUUGUGACAGUUGGACUCCUCUUUGUUUUGCUCCUCCUCCUGAUCGUCCUUACCGAGUCCGACCUUGACACUGCCUUUUUCCGUGAUAUCCGCCAGACCCCAGAGUUCGAGCAGUUCCAUUACCAAUACUUUUGUCCCCUCAGGCGAUGGUUUGCCUGCAAGCUCCGCGCCGUGGUAAACCUGCUCAUUGACACCUGAAGGCAGGAGCCGCCGCGGGGGCCUGGACCUGCCGCCGGCACUCACUAACCCUCCCCUCCCGACCCGGGCCCGGCCGGCCGAGGAGGCGGCUUUCCGGGAGGAAGAGGAGGGUGGGCGCAGCCCCCGGAGCCCCCUCCUCCCCGUGCUCCCAGCCCCGGAGCCCGCACGGCACCUCCCGUCCCGACCCCACGCUCACGACUGGGGAAGCACCGAGCAGAGGGGAAUUCUUUGCUCUGCCAGCCCGGCCGGGGCUGGCGGGGCCGUUCCGCAGGAGCUUUAGCAAUGGUGCUACUGAGGUUUCAUUUAACACUCGUGUACUGUUUCGGUAUUCAAUCCGCACUGUGCCCGCCGCCCCCGCCCUCCACGAAGCGCUUGGCAGAGCCCUCCCUGCCCACCGGAGCCUCCCAGGAGGUGCCCGAGCUCUCGGGGCGCCCCGUGCCCUCUCCCCGCAGCGCAGCGCAGCGCAGCCAUCCGGAGCCCUCGCCCUGCUGCGGACUCGGCCCUUCGCCACUCUUUUAAGCCUUGAAGCAUCGGUGCUCCCGAGGGCAGGGGAGCAUGGAAGCCAGGGGACGCAAACCUGGCGUGGAGCUGAAGUGACUGUGUCAGAUUUAUUGGGAUGACCUUUACCCUCCGCCAGUUGUACCUGUUUUGUAAAAAAACCAAGCAAAAAGAACAAAAAAAAAAAAACCAAAAAAAAAAAAAAAAAAAAAAAGAGAGACAUUUCAAGGUCUAUUUUAACAAGGAAAUGCUAUUUUGUUAUCAGAUCUAAUCCAGUCUUUUUUUACUUUACGGACGGGGUGACCGUGGGUGCCGGUACCGAGCGGUUCCCUGUGAGCAAUGGUUUAAGAGCAAACGCCGGGAGCCCAAGGCCGGCCGAGCCCUGCUGGGUUUGGGACACAGGAGGAGCUCUGCUUUUGGGACUCUUCCCAAGAGGACACGAGUUCAGAAGCGCAGGUGACACUGAAGAAGCCAACGGACACCUUUAGCCCCGACCAUCGUUGAUUGCAAGUCAAUAAACCCAACUCAUCGUGAGGACCCCCGGACUGGAGCAGCAGCCCAUCCACAGGGAGCAAUAACAGCCAGUUCUGGUUAGGUUGGGGUGACAAGUUGGACACAUCAGCAAAAAAAAAAAAAAAAAAGAAAAAAAAAAAAAAAAAAGAAGGGUAGAAACAGCUGAGCAAGUUUAAUUUCAUCUCAGGGAGAGAUUUUUCCGUAAGCUGGGGCCAUAACUGCAGUUUUACAAAGCCUGAUGUCCGUGUUGUCUUUGAGCAUCCAGCACCCACCGCUGGGCGGGACGGUGACCUUGGGCCGCUCCUUGUCACUGCAAUAAGGGGAGAGGUCCCGUGGGGGGCACAGUCCCCCUGCCCGGGUCACAGCCCGCUCACAGCACGAGGCCGAGGAGGGUGGGGUCCAGCCCCGGCUCCGGAGCACGGCAGGAGCCCGGGGAAGUUCCAGGAGCCCCGGGGAAGUUCCAGGAGCCCCGGGGAAGGCUCCAGGAGGCGGAGGAGCAGUUUUUUUACAUGAUAAUCCUGUUUUAUGCAACAUAGCAGAAUUAACUCUUAGUGUAGUGUUCCUACCUCAGCCCAUAGCGCUGAUGUUUCUAUGCAGUUGUGCUCGUCCCGACGCUGACAUUUUUUACCCCGGGUUAACGCUGCAGUGUCGUCCUUCCUCCUCCUCCUCCUCUCCUCACUGCAAUGUUCUGUGUGACGUGUGACAGCACAGCUCCAUCCUUUUCGGACACGUCCUCCGAGCCCCAGCUGGGCCCCUCCACCUUGGCUUUCCUCGGGUGACGCUCUGUGCCAGCCCCAGGUCACCUCUGCUGUUGUCCCCCAGCGUUUUACUGCAGAACCACGAGAACUGGUGAUUUUCCGUUGUACGUUUCUCCCGUCGGUCCCAGAUCCUGUCGUGUGUUUCAGGCCCUGUUAGUUCUGCCCGUCUUUCUAUCAAAAUGUUGUUUCCAUAGGUUCUGAGAGCAGAAACCCAUGAAUCUCGUCCUAGCAUACUGCAUCUUUCAGCAGUAGACAGUAAAAUACCUGAAAAUGUGAAUUUCUUAGUUUUCAUAAAGAAAACCUAGAGAUUAACCUUUCAUGUGCCAAAUACUGUAAGUUACAUUCUUUUUUCCUUCAAAAUGUACCUUUUUCUACAUAUCCAAUACCUUAGUUAGCAUAAAAUCAUUGGUGCCAUGAAAAGUAUUUUUAAAUUUAAAUAAAUAUUUAAAUAUC
This is a messenger RNA of Melospiza melodia melodia, 3983 nucleotides long. It is a transcript of the gene FRMD5, whose product is annotated as FERM domain containing 5. The coding region runs from base 52 to 1761 and encodes 569 amino acids. NCBI's taxonomy places the organism in Eukaryota, Metazoa, Chordata, Aves, Passeriformes, Passerellidae. Gene Ontology annotation, cellular component: cytoskeleton. Gene Ontology annotation, molecular function: cytoskeletal protein binding. The transcript is spliced from 14 exons. The record is from RefSeq and is a predicted model, not a curated record.